AUGUCGCGCGUGUCCGACGGAUUUGAUUGCGGUGCUUGUGAAAGGCCGAACUCGGUGUAUGACAUGGUGCAGUGCGAUGCCUGCUCCAUAUGGUACCAUAUGGAUUGUGCGGAAGUGACGCCGGGAGUGUCGAACAGGGAAUGGUUCUGCGAAACGUGUACUUUGUCGGGCACUAGUUCACUGCAGGCCGUUGACGCGACUAAAAAGAGCAGCAAACAAGUAACGGCGAAAUCCAAGAAAGGAAAAGCUGUUACUAGCAGCCAGGGCUUGGAAAAAUCGAAUGAAAUUUCAGGCGUAUCCAGUUCAAGGAACGGGCGGAUGACUAGCGAUGGUAAAAGCAAAAGUAAGCCGCUGACUUCCAGUUGUUUUGCGGGAGGUUUACCGCCCGGUGGCGAAGUUUCUGGCGAUUGUGGCACAUCGCGUGCUACGGCACUGGCGUCUGACAAUGUUGCGAGAAAUCUACCGUUAGGUGGAGCGACUUUGGCCGGAUGCGGUACUUCUAGGGAGAAGGUACCAAGGACCGGCGAUAUUGCGAAGCGUUUACCGUUGGGUGGUGCGUCUUCGGCCGAUCUUGGCACUCCUAAGAAACAUCCAGCGCACCAGAAACGAGCGAAUACCUUGGGGGGGUCUGCGAAAUCAAGUACUUCCAGCUCUCGAGCUCUAGCGCAGUUAGCCCUGCAGCGGUUAGAGGAGAAAAGGAAGAUUGAAGAGCAGAAGCUAGAGUUGCAGCAAAGAGGAUUGGAGAAGGAAAAAGAGCGAUUGCAGAAGGAGAAAGAGAUAGAGAGCAAGAGAAAUUUUGGAGCGAACUACGGUUCGCGAUAA
Messenger RNA from Sabethes cyaneus, 822 nucleotides. Its product is annotated as death-inducer obliterator 1-like. The transcript has a single exon. The record is from RefSeq and is a predicted model, not a curated record. The coding region runs from base 1 to 822 and encodes 273 amino acids. Lineage: Eukaryota; Metazoa; Arthropoda; Insecta; Diptera; Culicidae.